This is a messenger RNA of Toxoplasma gondii ME49, 3710 nucleotides long. RefSeq names its product pyruvate dehydrogenase complex subunit PDH-E1Alpha (gene PDHE1A). The record is from RefSeq and is a predicted model, not a curated record. The coding region runs from base 848 to 2755 and encodes 635 amino acids. Gene Ontology annotation, molecular function: pyruvate dehydrogenase (acetyl-transferring) activity. Gene Ontology annotation, cellular component: intracellular membrane-bounded organelle. Lineage: Eukaryota; Apicomplexa; Conoidasida; Eucoccidiorida; Sarcocystidae. Gene Ontology annotation, biological process: pyruvate decarboxylation to acetyl-CoA. The transcript is spliced from 5 exons.
CUUUUGUUCUUUCCUUUCAAGUGAUUUCGAUAAUUUAUUUCUCUGGGGAACGGCACGAGAAUCGCUCAGCUCGCAUCUCUCCGGCGACCUGUCUCUGGCAGUGUCUUCACGGCCAAGCAACCCUCAGUGUGCAGGCGCACACACAGCACUUCUUCGCGUUGAACACUGGUUUCACUAUCUUUUCUGGAGGAUGUUUGUGCCUUCUCUCGGGUUUUCAUUCUCUAGUCUGCCAGCAGUUCUUCACCCUUUUCCCCGGUGACUUUUUCACCGCCUCAUCUCUCCAAUUUCUAGUCGACUUUUCGCUUUCGCUGUUGCCCCCACGUCGUCUCCGUCAUGUGUCUUCCUAGACCUGUCUCCCGUUACAGCGAAGCGAGACAAUGUCCUUUGAAGUAUAUGUGAGUGUGUCACUUUGACACGGAGAAAGUGUGUUUCGCGUGCACAUCAGUCGUUUCGACGUUCACCGUCCCGCCCUCAAAUUCGUUAAACCAUUUAGUUCAAAAGGAAACCUCACUCUGUCCCGGCGCUUGGACUUUUUCUCCACUGUCGGUUGUUGUUUAUUACUCAUACAGAUUGGAGGAGACAUUUCGCUCUCGAAUGGAGACGGAAAUCCCGAAAUUUCGUGUUUGUCUGAGUGCACCGAAGGCCGCAUUUGCUCGAUUAACCAUUUACUGUUGGUAUUCCUGACGCGUGUGUGUUCCACGCCUCUUUCUCGGCCGGAAAAAGCGAGGACAUCGAAGAGACGACAACCACCUGCAUACUUUAUUUUUCUCUUAUUCUGUCCCAUUUACGCUUUCGGACUCUUCACUUUUUCCGCACCAGGCCUGCCUACGGUGUAUUACCGGGCAGAAUGGGGGCCUCUCGUGUCUCCCCGUUCCUCUCGAGGGAGACAGGUGUCUCCACCACGAGUGAGCUUUCUUCUCUCUGCCGUGUUGCAUCCUGUCGACUCUUACCUUCCGCAUGUCGUUUUAAACUCAUCGUUCUUCUUCUGGCCGUCGUAGCGUCGCCUGUCCUUCGAGACUCGCGUUUCGUGGGCAUCACUCUCGCUUCUGCUCUGAAUCCUUCCUCAGCGCCCUCCUCGCUCCCAACGGUUUUUUCGUCUGCACCUACAAACUCUCUGCCUCAAACGCCUGUUGGGCCGCAUGUUGCGAGGGUCCGUCUGUCUCCUCGGAUCCCAGUUCCUCUACAAACGCUCUCUUCUCCCUCGAACGGCAUUUCCGCCGCCUUCGUGGCACCCGCAACUCUCGCAGGUUCCACCUCCCCUGCGCCGUCUUUCUCCUUGUCCACGUCGUUUCCUGAACCGGACGGGGCCAAGACCUCCCCUCGAACUCGAGAGACAGCACGACACUCUGUUCCCAGUUCCGAACUAGCUGCUGUCGCUCGGCCUUCCAGCGCCCACCUUUCUGGAGUCCACCCUCCCGCCAUUUCGCCGCUGUCUCGCGGCGGAACGGCUUCUUCAGCCUCACGCUCUCACGAGUGCCCUUCGAUGCUCGGCUCAGAGCGACGUACGCUGUCUGCAGCGGCUGCGAGGUCGGGAAACCAGACAGGAGAUUUCAGCUCUCCCGACCGCAGCUGUCUCUCGCCGCAGCAACAACACCGAGAGCUGGUCUCGCCCUAUGUGGGUCAAAUGCUGCUGGAGGACAUGCUGACGGGGCGCAUGGUCGAGGACGCAUGCGCGCGUCUCUACUACAUGGGAAAGACCGCCGGGUUUGUGCAUCUGUACACAGGGCAGGAAGCCGUGAGUGCGGGAGUGAUCAAACUCCUUCGACCCGACGAUGCCGUCGUCUCCACCUACCGGGAUCACGUCCAUGCAACGAGCAAGGGCGUACCGGUCCGAGAGGUCAUGGCCGAGCUGUUUGGCAAAGCCACUGGGUGCAGCCGAGGCCGAGGCGGCAGCAUGCACAUGUUCUCGAAGAAACACAACAUGAUUGGCGGGUUUGCCUUCAUUGGAGAACAGAUUCCAGUGGCUCUUGGAUACGCCUUCAGUGCAGCCUAUAGACGCUUCGCUAUGGGUGACAAAAGCGACUCAAACGCAGACCAGGUCGCUGUCUGCUUCCUGGGAGACGGCACGACGAAUAUGGGUCAGCUCUACGAGGCCCUGAAUAUCGCGGCUCUGUCUAAACUCCCGAUCGUCUUUGUCGUUGAGAACAACAACUGGGCUAUUGGCAUGGCAGCACAGAGAAGCACGGCUACCCCAGCUGUCUGGCAACGCGCAGAAUCUUUCGGAGUUGCCGGAGUCGAAGUGGAUGGCAUGGAUGUCUUGGCUGUGAGAGGUGCUGCUCGCCGAGCCAUCGAUCGUGCGCGCCGUGGAGAGGGCCCCACACUUAUCGAGGCACUCACGUAUCGCUUCAGAGGCCAUUCCGUAGCAGAUCCAGACGAGAUGAGGGCAGUCAAGCAAAAGGAAGCAUGGGUUGUUCGGGAUCCUAUCAAAUCUUUUGAAGAAGAACUCAAGCGUCUCGGCUAUGCAAGCGAUGAGACGAUUGCUGCGACGAGGGCGAAAGUGAAAGCUGUGGUCGAUGACGCCGUCAAGUUUGCAGAAACCAGUCCAGAACCAGAUGUGCAGGAAUGUGGACAAUUUAUUUUCGCGCCACCCUACACGGAGGCAGGAAAGCCAGAGCCGCUGACGAACGAACAACUCCAUCAAUAUGCUGUGGCUCUCAAGCAAGAACUUGACGCGAAAGCACGUGCGAAAGCAGGGGAUAAGACACCCCAGCCCUCUGUGCUGCAGAGCGCUAAUCCACCGAUUGUGAUUGACUAAGAACCUAUUUCUGUUUCUACUCCAGAGGGAAUUUAUACAUUAGGCGGCUGAAUGCGACACAAGUUCCGGACUGGUGGCCGUCAUGUACCUUUGCCUCUCUAGGAUAUCCAUACCCCGAUAUUUAGUUUAUUCCACAUCGGUUAUGUUCUAGGCGUAAUACGUGGAUUACCGUUGUCACCGUGGCAUAGAAACGCAUAUGAAGGCAAAAACAUGCAUUCUAUCAGAGUGGAAUAAAAAAUGCAAUUAGCAGUAAGUCUGACCCUAAUUUGUACAGGAUGGUCUCCAACUCGAAUAUCUUUUUCGCUGUAAAGCAGGGUGAGGAAUACUAACAAAAUAAACUGUUGGCAUUCACAACAGUCCCCUCGAAACUUCAACGGGGUCCGUGCGUAAAAAACGAGGGACUCCCCUCAGACCCUUAUGGACCGGAUGUUUCCCCGUCUGUAGCGGAGGCCGUGAACAAUGCUUUUUACCAGUGGUUUUGCUUGCGUUUGCCUAGGAGUCGCCAAAAAGGACGCAUGCACUGUUUCUGCAUUCCUGAGUCUGAGCCUUCGCUUCAGCUUCGGGAAGAGAUGCACGAAUUUCUGACCUCGCUAUUCUCGAGGAUUCCAUUUCAGUUUGUGUAGUGCCCCGUUUGCUUCGUGAGACAAUGCCGCACGUGAUAGUCUGGCCCUGAUAGCACGGCAUUUUCAUUCCCAACUGCGUCUUGAAAAUGGAUGCUGAACAGUGUCUUCUGCCGUUACUGAUUCCUGCCCCUACAGUAGCCCCGCUGUACCUAAACCUGAUUCAAGAAUUUGCGCGCCAGUCAGUAAUAAGCGGUUUUCCCGCCAAAAUUAUAAUAACGAAUAUGAAUCGAUAGACCAACGAGCAACGGUGAGGCUUGUUGCAUGUCCUUGCCGGCUUACGCCCAUACCUUCGUCCAGCAUGAAUAGACCGCGAUACACACGUUUGUUUUUCG